AUGGCCCACCUGCAUCAGACCCAGGUGCAGGUCAUUAUCAAUGGACUCGAUCAGAGCUACGGUCUUGUAGCCAAAAUGAUCACACUGAGUUUCUCCCUCUCACAAGCUGUAACAUAUGCAUCAGCGAUCUUUGCUCGAGUUCAUGCACCCAAUGUUUUUCUGUAUAACACCAUGAUAAAAGCCUAUUCAAAGAGCAGCACCCCUCUUGCGGCCGUGCGUUGCUACCGUCUCUUUUGUGUAGGACUCCGGCCUGAUCACUACACCUUCCCUCCACUUCUUGAGGCCUGCAAGGAAGCUUCUGAUCUUGAUGUGGGCCUUCAAAUUCACUCCCAUAUCAUUAGGACCGGCUUAGAGUCGAACGUUUUCACGCAGACCCAAUUGCUCCGUUUCCUAGCUGAAUGCGGGUCUGUGGCCCAUGCACGUCGUGUCUUUGAUGAAAUGGGCUGCAGAGAUGGGGUGGCAUGGACGACCAUGAUUGCCUCUUAUGCCUCUGAAUGUGGGGAUAUCAAUGAAGCGUUUAGGCUCUUCCAAGAAAUGCCUUUCCAACGAGAUGGAUUUUGUUGGAAUGUGAUAAUCGCCGGCUUUAUUAGGUGGGACAACAUUGUUGCAGCUAGAAAACUGUUUGAUGAAUUUCCCCAGAAAGAUGUGGUCUCUUGGACAGAGAUGAUCAGUGCAUAUGCUCAGAAGGGCCACUAUAGAGAGGCCCUGCAUCUCUUUGAUCAGAUGCGAGUGUUGGGUUGUAAGCCUAACCAUCUUACUUUGGUGAGUCUGCUAUCUUCAUGUGCCCAUUUAGGUUCCAUUAGAGUAGGCAUGAGCAUACACCAAUUCAUAGAAAAGAAUGGUAUUUUCAUUGAUGUAUAUAUUGGCACAACUCUUAUCGAUAUGUAUUCAAAGUGUGGCGACAUUGAGAACUCUCUGAAAAUAUUCAAUCUCAUGCCUCGAAAGGACGUGUACACUUGGAAUACCAUGAUUGAGGGCCUUGCGAGUCAUGGGCAGGGAAGGCAUGCUUUGGACUUGUUCAUGAGAAUGGAAAUGGAAGGGCUUGAACCCAAUGGAGUGACAUUUGUAGGUGUUUUAACUGCUUGUAGCCAUGUGGGUCUUGUGAAAGUGGGUCGUGCGUACUUUCAUCUCAUGAUUAAUGAGUAUGGAAUCACCCCUAGGAUUGAACACUACGGAUGUUUGGUUGAUCUUCUUGGUCGGGCAGGAUUGGUAGACGAAGCUGAAGAAGUAGUGAAUAGGAUGCCUAUCCAACCUAAUGCUGUUGUUUGGGGAGCUUUGCUUGCUGCUUGUAAGGUUGGAGGGAAUGUUGAACUUGGAGAGAGAGCUUUGAAACAUCUCUUGGAGUUGGAACCUGAAAAUGGUGGAAAUUACACACUUCUGUCAAACAUCUAUGCGGCCGCAAGCCGGUGGGACGAUGUUGACAGGAUGAGGAAGAUGAUGAGAAAUCCUACAGUUGAAAAGAUUCGUGGGUUUAGUUGUAUUGAAGUAGGUGGUUUGGUAUAUGAAUUCAGUCAAGGGGACGAUACACAAUCCAAGUGUGUAUAUGAGCUGUUGGAAGAAAUAGCAAUGAGGCUGAAGGACAUGGGUCAUGUACCCCAAACAGGGGAAGUUUUGCAUGACAUAGAUGAAGAAGAAAAGGAGAAUGCACUUUCAUGGCAUAGUGAGAAGCUGGCGAUCGCUUUUGGGCUCAUCCACACAUGCCCCGGUAGCUCACUCAUGAUCAUGAAGAACCUCCGCAUGUGUCGGGAUUGCCACUCCACAACAAAGCUUGUUUCAAGGAUCUUCAGUAGGAAGAUUACUGUUAGGGACCGCGUCCGUUUCCAUCAUUUCACAGAUGGGGAGUGUUCAUGCUAUGAUUUCUGGUGA
This is a messenger RNA of Magnolia sinica, 1866 nucleotides long. Its product is annotated as pentatricopeptide repeat-containing protein At1g08070, chloroplastic-like. The transcript has a single exon. Gene Ontology annotation, molecular function: RNA binding; zinc ion binding; protein binding. Gene Ontology annotation, biological process: RNA modification. The record is from RefSeq and is a predicted model, not a curated record. The coding region runs from base 1 to 1866 and encodes 621 amino acids. NCBI's taxonomy places the organism in Eukaryota, Viridiplantae, Streptophyta, Magnoliopsida, Magnoliales, Magnoliaceae.